This is a messenger RNA of Penicillium odoratum, 1245 nucleotides long. RefSeq lists its product as uncharacterized. Gene Ontology annotation, cellular component: peroxisome. NCBI's taxonomy places the organism in Eukaryota, Fungi, Ascomycota, Eurotiomycetes, Eurotiales, Aspergillaceae. The record is from RefSeq and is a predicted model, not a curated record. Gene Ontology annotation, molecular function: alcohol-forming very long-chain fatty acyl-CoA reductase (NADP+) activity. Bases 1 to 1245 code for a protein of 414 amino acids. Gene Ontology annotation, biological process: long-chain fatty-acyl-CoA metabolic process. The transcript has a single exon.
AUGUCAUCCAACUCCGCCCAAGCAUCUUCUCAGGCGGACCAGGUCCUCCGAGACGGAUAUUCGAGAAUCUACCAGAACCACUCAGUCCUGCUGACUGGAAGCACUGGCUCUCUAGGGGGAUGUCUUUUGUAUAAACUAGCAUUACAGCUACCCACACGAAAUAUAUACGCCUUAAUCCGCGGAACGCCUGAACAAGCAAUUGCAAAAUGGAAGAAGUCUAUGCCGAGCCACAUCCAAGCCAUCCUCGCCUCAAAGAAAGUGGAAUUCGUGAUUGGCAACAUCCGAUCACCAGACUUCGGUCUCCAACCAGCCGUCCUCCAAGAACUACAAGAGAAAAUCACCCUGGUCAUCCACGCGGCAGCAAAAAUAACCCUCGACGCAAGUCCCCGGGACGCAUUCGAGAACAACUGCCUCCCAGCCCUAGAGCUCGCCCGCAUAGUCUCCCGAUUCCGCCGACUAAAGCUUCUCGUUCAGGUAUCAACCGCAUACGUGAAUAGCUUCCUCCCCGACGGCCCAGUCCUAGAGAAACUGUACAACCUUUCCAACGAAGAUGCCGAAGCAGAACUAGCAUCCGUCCUAUCCCUCGACAAGUCACCACGCACGGCAAUUUUCUCAUCCAGCUAUGCCCAAGCCAAGUAUGUAAUGGAGCGAGUCAUCCUCCAGCGGUACCCUUUACUCCCCAUUCUAAUUCUUCGUCCAACAAUCUUCGGUCAGGCUAUCCGGGACCCAUACCCACUCUACGGACUGGAAAAUUCAACACCCAUGAACAAGUUCUUCCAACUCUUCAUGGAAGACCGAGGCGCAUCACAGAUCUGGCACUCUGCAGAAGGAUAUAAAACCGGCGCGAAUAUAAUCGACGAGAUACCUGUUGACUUUGUCGCGAACGCAUGUCUUCUACAUGCUGCAGCUCGCACGACGGGAAUAAUACAAGUGGGAUCAGAACUUUACGAGCCGCUUACCUUUGACGGGUACUUGAAUAUUGUGCUCAGUAAUGCCCCACCGGCGAUCCGGAAGGAACUUCCUGAGAUUAUUUUCACGGAGGAUAGGGAUGUACCGCAGUGCUUCUUGGCGGAAAUGGUGCAGAUUGCGUCGAGGAACUGGCUGUUUGAUUGUGGGAGGUCUUAUUGGUUGAAGCAGGUUGGUGGGCCGUUGAGUAUGCGGGCUUGUAAGUCUGAGGUGGAUAGUCUGAAUCAUAAGCGGAUACAUCGGAUCUAUGGGCGGAGGCUCGAGAAGGCUCGUAUGUGA